Plasmodium inui San Antonio 1 is the source of this 1680-nucleotide messenger RNA. RefSeq names its product STI1-like protein. The record is from RefSeq and is a predicted model, not a curated record. NCBI's taxonomy places the organism in Eukaryota, Apicomplexa, Aconoidasida, Haemosporida, Plasmodiidae. The transcript has a single exon. The coding region runs from base 1 to 1680 and encodes 559 amino acids. Gene Ontology annotation, molecular function: Hsp90 protein binding.
AUGGUCAACAAGGAAGAGGCGCUGCGCCUGAAGGAAAUCGGAAACAAGUGCUUCCAGGAAGGGAAGUUUGACGAAGCCGUGACUCACUUUACGAACGCAAUUAAGAACGACCCACAGGACCAUGUGCUACACUCCAACCUGUCGGGGGCGUACGCAAGUCUGGGGAGGUUCUAUGAAGCCCUGGAGAGCGCAAACAAGUGCAUAAGUUUAAAGAAAGAUUGGCCAAAAGGAUACAUAAGGAAAGGGUGUGCAGAACAUGGACUGAGGCAACUUGACAACGCGGAAAAGACAUAUCUCGAAGGACUCCAAAUAGACCCAAAUAACAAAUCCUUAAAAGAUGCCCUAGAAAAUGUGAGGAAGGAAAAGCUGGCAGAAAACAUGGAAUACAUUAAUCACAUAAAUACGAUUAUUCAAAAUGACGCCAACUUAAAAUCGUACAAGGAAGAAAAUGCAAAUUACCCAAAUGAACUUUUAAACACCAUAAAGGCCAUCAAUGCAAAUCCAAUGAACAUUCGAUACAUACUCUCCUCCUGCGAUAAGAAGAUAAGCGAAGGAGUGGAGAAAUUUUUUGGCAUAAAAUUUAAUGAAGACUCGGCAUAUAAUGAAGAAAGGCAGAGAAGAAUAGAAGAAGAAGAAAGGAAAAAAAAAAAACAACAAGAGAAGGAAGAAGAAGAAAGGAAAAAAAAAAAUCGAUCACCAGAAGAAAUACAAGGUGAUGAACAUAAACAGAAAGGAAAUGAAUUUUACAAACAGAAAAAAUUUGAAGAAGCUCUGCAAGAAUACGAUGAAGCUAUUAAGAUAAACCCAAAUGAUAUUAUGUACUAUUAUAACAAAGCGGCAGUAUAUAUGGAGAUGAAACAACUCGAUAAAGCCAUCGAAACCUGUCUGUACGCUAUAGAAAAUAGGUACAAUUUUAAGGCCGAUUUUGCUCAAGUAGCAAAGGUGUAUAAUCGACUAGCCAUCAGCUAUGCCAACAUGAAGAAUUACGAUAAAGCUAUCGAGGCUUAUAGAAAGUCGCUCGUUGAAGAUAACAACAGAGCUACGAGAAACGCCCUAAAAGAACUGGAAAGGAAAAAAGAAAAAGAAGAAAGGGAAGCCUAUAUCGAUCCCGAAAAAGCCGAAGAACACAAAAAUAAAGGGAAUGAAUACUUUAAAAAUAAUGACUACCCCAAUGCUAAAAAGGAAUAUGAUGAAGCUAUUAGGAGAAAUCCAAAUGACGCCAAGUUGUAUUCCAAUAGAGCUGCUGCACUGACGAAGCUGAUAGAGUAUCCAUCGGCCUUGGAAGACGUAAUGAAGGCCCUCGAACUGGAUCCCAAUUUUGUCAAGGCCUACAGCAGAAAGGGAAACCUCCACUUCUUUAUGAAGGAUUACUACAAAGCUUUGCAGGCCUACAAUAAAGGAUUGGAGCUUGACCCCAACAAUAAGGAAUGCCUCGAAGGGUACCAAAGAUGUGUGUACAAAAUUGACGAAAUGUCCAAAUCCGAAAAGGUAGAUGAAGAGCAAUUCAAGAAAUCCAUGGCCGACCCUGAAAUCCAGCAGAUCAUUUCCGACCCUCAGUUCCAGAUCAUCCUCCAGAGGCUCAACGAAAACCCGAAUUCCAUUUCGGAGUAUAUAAAGGACCCCAAGAUUUUUAACGGUCUGCAGAAGUUGAUCGCCGCGGGGAUACUGAAGGUCCGCUAG